Messenger RNA from Somion occarium, 3445 nucleotides. NCBI's taxonomy places the organism in Eukaryota, Fungi, Basidiomycota, Agaricomycetes, Polyporales, Cerrenaceae. The record is from the annotation of a GenBank genome assembly.
GCGAUGUGCGGUUCAACGAUUCAGUGUCUCUUCCCUCAGCCCUCCUGAAGUGCCUCUCUUCUACAUGGUACAGAAUCGAACCAUAUACAUGCGCACAGUCAGCGAUAAUUGCUUCUGCCAAGCUUUGGCUCAGUUUGCUACACCCGCAGUGAUGGGCACUAGCGCCUGCAUACAUAACCUAACUAACCUGAGCCCCUCGACCUGGACUUGGAUGUCCUUUUUGUUUCGAGUUCUACCCAGAAUCACUGCCCAAGCACUUGCACCAAUCCCGAAAGCAACCCAGCAUACGUCCAAUACAGAGCUUCUCUCAUUCACCAGAUUAGGCCCGGAAUAUUGCUUAUUUCGCUAGUAUUGCCAUACGAACAUCAAUUCUACUGUUCGAAAGAACAUGGAUCCAUUCAUCCAACUCUUUUGUAGCACUCACGAUGGAGUGAUCCUUUCCCCGCGUAAGGCGGGCCCGCUCAGCGAUAUUCGCGCUGUCGCUAGGCAGGUUUUGCAAUCAGCCUUCACCUCUGCUAGCAUUGUUAAACCCAAGGGUGAUUCAACCCUUGCGAACAGUGCUUCGCAGCGUCGGCUGAAGGAUGAUGUGUCGAAACCACCCGCUUUGGCUUCGACUGUUGAUGAGUCCGUCUCAAGUGGACAGUUACUUCGGCCGACUCAGGCCGAUCUAGCAGCCAGUCCCUCGACUGAGCAUCGAUUCAACAGGAAUGUUGAACGUGGUGAAUUAUACAUUCACAUCGGGGCUCAACCCAACAACAGUCCUCAUUUUGGGACGAUCACCGUAUUCACUUCAGCCUUCAUUCUUGCUGCUUUCCUGCAGCGGAACUACGCCGCCCUACGAGCCGACCUCAAGACGAUGGGUUGUCCCAUGGAUGACUGGCUGACGACGUUGAAGGUUAUGGUAUCACUCGAUAUCGUCGACACUGCUCCUGACAAUGCUCAGAAAAUCCAACGAGGGGAUGGACUGCAAUACCAGAAGAGCCACCGUGACACGAAUGGGCAUCUGAAAUUCUUACCUGACUACGACGAAAUCAUGGUCAAGCUGUCUACACGCUUUGACGUGGAGUAUAGGAAGACGUAUCAGAGGCACCUCAUGAGGGAGGUUCACCUACCGGCUGUGUUGGAAGAAAUUCUGGAGAGGGAGGAGACGAUUAGUGUAGAACUUGCGCCGGAGAAGGAGGCGCUAGCUGUUCGUCGUGCAUGUCCUGUAGAAGGCUGCGGCAUCGCAGAAAAACAUGGACGUCGCAACAAAUAUCACCUCAAGGGGGUCAAUACCCGCAUUGAAUUCUAUUGCCCCGAUCAUGGUUGCCAUCCAGUUUCGUUGAAUAACCCGAGUGAAAUUGAGACCCUCGAGAUGAAUGCUCCCCUGCGUAAUCUCGUCCGUUCUCGUGUCUAUGCAAGAGACACUGAAGCAAGUCGUAAUGACUUCACUACGCCCAUCCGAGCUCAUAUGCGCGUAACGGGAUCCGACUACGCUGGCUUAUAUCAGGAGCAGCUGCUUUGGCGCCAGAUUCUUCACCUACCCAAUCCUUUGCCACCCACCGUGUUCUAUGUACCGCUCAUCGUUGAUUGGGCUGGGUCGAAACUUUCCAAAAGCCUCUAUGUCAAGUCUGGCGCAUAUAGGUACAUGGAGAAGACCGGUCAGGAAUGGUUUUUGUCAUAUGAAAAGUUGAAGGAAAGAGGGGUGGAUUUGGGAAAAGUUUUUGAUACUAUUGAAGGAUGGAUGCAGGAACCCAAUCAAUUCUUCCGUGCUUGGAGUGUGGAUUCUUUGAAGGGAUUGGCUAGUCCCGUGCAAUAUCCAAUCGCUACUCAGGAAAUGGGCGGGAAAGUCGCUCUUCAGUGUACACACGAUGGUCAAGUGCAUGACCCACUUGGAGCUGGCUCGUAUGUGUACGAACGAGAACUCGGCGUGGCUCUCUCGCGCUACCUCGGACUCAUUCCAACCGCUUUUCGAACGGGUCGACCUUCAGGAACGGCAUCCCCCGAUGAGCGUCCCAGUGUCAUAUCAAUUCAUGUCAAUUUCGGACACGGUGAUCCCCAUGUCGGGAUUAUCACCACAACGAUAUUGGCAUUCCUUAUCGGCCGCAAACUCAUGAACGAUCCUCGCAAUCGCUGCGCUCGCGUUAAGGUCGUCGUCCGUGUCGACGACGUCAAGCUCGCUGGUACCGACCACUUGUCUUUGUACUUCACGCUCCUGAACGAAUGCGUGAAGUUCGUUCAACAUUCGAUGACAUUCCGUAUCGAGACUCAAGAAGACCUCAUGCUAAGAGAAAAUUUACCAAGUGUUCUAAGUCCCAUCAUCCGCGACAGAGAACGUAUCGGUAGAGAAAUUUCUCCGUCGACAUGCCUGCUGCCCAUCACUUAUCCUUGCCCAAAGAGAGGAUGCGGGUUCGUCAGUGCAUUCUCUCGUCAUCUCAGUCAUGGAAUAAACACGCUUGCCUUCGAAUGCUCUACCCAUGGACGUUACAUCAUUGACUUGGAAAGCAGGACUGACAUCGCCAAAAUCAGGUUCGCCGAACCUCUCCGCCAACUGGUUCACACCAUAGCUUAUGCUGAAGACACUGUACGCAGUCGCGAAGAAAUGCUCGCGACUCGGAACGCCCCACAACGAGUUCACCUACAGAUAACAGGAUGGGAACAUGCCGGCUUUACGCAAGAGCAGAUGCUUUGGCGGCAACUUAUGUUACUCAACACUCAGGCAGUGAAAAAUGCUUCUCCGGUUAUCUUGUAUGCACCUCUCAUUGUCGAUUGGUCCGGUGCCAAGCUCUCGAAAUCAUGGUAUGAGGAUGGUGGAUACAAAUAUUUGAAAGAGAAAGGAAUGGAGUACCUUCUCUCGCUGAAGGUGUUGAGGCGUGAAGGAAGGUCUCUGAACCCGUUGUUCAGAGCCGUGGAGGGCUGGGUUGAGAACCCUAAGAAGCUCUUCCGACCGUACUCCGUUGAAUACAUUCACCGACUUUACGAACCAGAGGCCGGCAAAAUCCCAUAAUACCCAGGACAAUCGCACAGUGAGCUUCCUAGUUUCUUUGUGGAUGGUCAGCAGACCACAAGGUGGCCCACUCUCCUUGAUGUUGUACCUGCUUUCACAGGCUGAGAACUUUUCCAUUUGCAGUCUCCAAGGACCUAGAAUCGGUUUGUGACAGGUAUAUAUCGAUCCUAUAGUGUACAUAUUAAAUGCCCUAAUGUAAAGAGUGUUAUUGUCCUGCAAUAAAUUUCAGCCCUAUCGUCAUGUCUCGCAUGCGGAGACAUGAUUGUCAGAAUAACUUCUCCAUAUCCUCGAGCUUCACCUCCUCGACCAAUUUCUUUGUUGCGUAGUAAUACCCUUGCGGGGGUGCGAUUUUGAAACGUGCCUUCAGAUCACUGGGUCCCAGAGGAGGGUUUAACUUGUGCAGGCCUAGCACCGGAUAGCCAUACUUCGAUUGUUUCAGGCCGUUGUCAAAAUCAUCAU